Messenger RNA from Anarrhichthys ocellatus (wolf-eel), 6210 nucleotides. Its product is annotated as zinc finger MYM-type protein 4-like. The transcript is spliced from 28 exons. Gene Ontology annotation, molecular function: zinc ion binding. The record is from RefSeq and is a predicted model, not a curated record. Lineage: Eukaryota; Metazoa; Chordata; Actinopteri; Perciformes; Anarhichadidae. Bases 281 to 5011 code for a protein of 1576 amino acids.
GAAGAAGUAGACAAACACUCCAGUCUGCAACCCCUGCUCAAGAUAGACUGGAAGGAAAUGAUGUAGUUUGGGUCUGUAUUAAAAGCAUUUCACGGUUGUAGAGUCUAUUUUAAAACCACCGAGUCGCAUUUUAUUUGCGAAACUCGUGCAUCAGAUUUUGGAGCAAACAUGGCGGCCACGACGGAAACUGGCGACGGACACCAACGGCUGGCCACCAAUCAAGUGCUGCCUGUCCAAGUCGAUGGCGCGGACAUGUAAUUAGUCUACAUAUCAUCAUAACAUGGCUGAACCCAAGGAGGCGACUCAAACGGAGGUAACAGAGGGCACAGACGGAGAGUCCAUGGAAGCUGUUUCAGAGCCGGGAGCAUCGGUGGAUGUUGGAGACCCGGAGCGUGUUCGCAAAGCUUCUUCGAGUCCCUCUGAGCACAGAGAGAAGGAUUACCCUGUAGCUGCUGAAAAAGAAGUGGAAAGUAAAGAAACUGAACAUAAAGGACCUGAAGAAGAAGAAGAGACAGUUUUGGUCCACGGUGGUGAGCAAGAGAGCACCUCGGAUUCUGAAAAAGAAGAGAGAGUUGAGGUGAAAACCGAGGAGGAGUUUGAAGAGACAACCGAGGAAGAGUUUGAGGUGAAAACCGAAGACGAGUUUGAGGUGAAAACCGAAGACGAGUUUGAGGUGAAAACUGAGGAGGAGUUUGAGUCGAACAAAGAAAAUUUGGCCGUAAAGGACGACCGCUUAGAGGACAGUCCUGCAGGACCUGAUGCCAGUGAGGACACAAUCAUGCACAAUACUUCUGAGGAGGUAGCAAACAUGGACACUAAGGAGUGUGUCGACACACAGCAGCAGCAGCAGGAGGAGGAGGAGGAGGAGGAGGCUGCUUGUGGUAAGUUGAGGGUUUCUACAGCGGACGACCUCGAUGAGAUGAUGGACAUCGGCACGGUGGAUCAGGUGGAGCAGGAAGCUCAGAUGAAUGAGGAGCAGCAGAAUAGUGUGAUGGACAUGGACUGCAGCCGCUCGCCUUCCAUUUUAAACACAGCCUCAGUGACGGAGGACAGUAACUCUGCGGAGGAGGAAGCUGAUGUGAAGCCCAUGGUAUUGCCACCACCUGCGGAGGAGGAACAAGCGAAGGACGUGAAAGUGGCUUUAGACUCGGUGGGGUCCAGCUCAUCUACGUCGUCUGAAGCCACGGCCAGCACAGGAAGGGACAGCUCAUCACCAGCGGCCAUGAUGAACGGGAUGAAAGUAGUUAAGCUGUCAAUUCCAAGAUUAGACACUGUAAGUAAAAGCGUAAAUGCUGCUGCUCGGCCAGUCAAGUCGUCUCCUUCGCCGCCUUUGGUCAAGGUGAAAGAUGAGCCCAUAGACGAAGAGUAUGACCAAGCACUGAUAUCUUCUGCAUUUACAGCGAGCGUGAAAGAUGAGCCCAACACUGCAGAGGAGGACUUGAGGAUUGGAUCGGUCUUCUCUGUGCCCCCAGCCGCCGAAAUGCAGGCGCUACCCGUCAUCAACCCCUCGUCGCCGCACAUGUCCUGUUCCAACUGCAAGAAGGGCCUGUUAAAAGGCCAGACGGCGUUCCAGAGGAAGGGCUCGCCAGCACUCUUCUGCUCCACCACCUGCCUCACCACGUCUCUCCCCGCAGUCAAAGGAGUCACUAGGAUCUGCCACAACUGCCAAAAGUUGAUAAUUCGGCCUCAGGACGUCAUUCUGGCUCCAGAUGCUAAAGGCACCAUGAAGGAAUUCUGCAGCCAGAACUGCCUGACCUCCUCCAACUACAAGAAAAACCUCUCCAGCCACCGGAUAUCUGCUGCCACCAAAACAACACCGCAACCAAUAGCACCACAGUCGCUCUGCAGCAUGUGCGCAAGAUACUGCGUUAGUAAACACGAGGUGAUCCUGAGCGGUUCCGUCCACAAGAUCUGCAGCGACGCCUGCUUUAACCGUUUCCGCACGGUGAACAACCUGUCCAUGGCCGGCUGCGCCAACUGCGGCUCCUUCUGCCACAGCAAGCCGCUCAUGCUGAAGAUGGAAGACUGCAACAAAACUCUGUGCAAUCCAGAGUGUCUGGCUAAGUACAAAGAGAAUACGAAGAUAACCAAGCCUUGUACGAUGUGUCGCACUACCCGGUUGCUGGUAGAAAUGGUUGACAACAAAAACAGUGAUGACUCUGUGAACCUCUUCUGUAGCAGCAGCUGUGUGAUGGCAUUCAAGGUCCAGACUGUCAGUGCAUCAGGUACAGGUGCUCGGUUGAGUUGUGAUAGUUGUGGGAAAUACACAGUCCCAGCCUACCACCUGGCCAUGUCUGAUACCUCCAUCAGGAACUUCUGCACUUUACCUUGUGUCAUGGAUUUUCAGGAAAAGUUCAAAAAGUCCCAGAAACAGGUGAAUGUUUUUACCAAGCUGCCAACCGGCUCCACCCAGACCGUCACUCCCAUCCAAACCCUGCAAGACGCCCGCAAAGGACCGCUGAAACUGAACUGCUCCCAGUGUAACCGCAACAUAGCUUUUAAACCCGAACUCCUCCAGAUCAAGGACAAGUUGGUUUUCUUCUGUGGCGUGGACUGCGCUCACGAGUUCAAGAAAGACAACUUUGUGACGAGCCUGUGUGAAUACUGUAAGAUCGAAAAGAUCACCAGAGACGCCAAGAGGAUUAACAACAGAGACUGCUUCUUCUGCAGCGACGGCUGUAAGCUCCUCUUCAGACACGACCUGACUAAAAACUGGGGGAAACACUGUCACUCCUGCGUCUACUGCCACAGCAUGUCCAAGAAGCUGGUGACGGCCCAGUACGGAGGCUCCACGGAGGACUUCUGCUCCGAGGAGUGCAGGUCCAAAUACACCAUGCUCUUCUGCCACGUUGCAAAGUGCGACACCUGCGGCCACAAAGGGAAACUGAAGCAGAGUCUUCCCAUGCUGGGAGAAGUCAAGCACUUCUGCGAUCUGAGUUGUCUGCUUCACUUCUGCUGUGAGACAGUGGCCACGCAGGGCGAGGUGGUCACAGGUAUAGGGGAGGUCACGCCUGUCAUCGCCAACGUCAUCUCGCUUGCUGGCCCUACGACGAGGAAAUCUAGCGCUUCCAGCAGAGCCGCCCAGCAACAACGCACAAACGCAGGCACGGCCUUUCAAUCAAAGAACUCUGGACAUAUCAGCAUUCAGACGGAUGCAGUGAAAGUCCAUCCUCCGUCCUGCCCAAAGAUCCUGAAGAACAAGGCCGUGCUCUGCAGACCGCUGGUGCAGAACAAAGGGGUCUCCUGUAAAACACAGACCGCCGACGUCGAAUCACAGACAGAUGAGCUCUAUCCUAAAAUCAUGGUCGUUCCUGUGCCAGUGCCGGUGUAUAUCCCUGUACCCAUGAACAUGUACAGCCAGUAUACUCCCAGAGCUCUGGGCCUGCCGUUACCGGUGCCUGUACCCAUGUUCCUUCCUGUGACCAUGGACAGCGCUGAGCGCAUCAUGGAAACCAUCCAGGAGAUCAAGCAAAAGAUCCCGUCGGACCCCUUUGAGGCAGAACUAAUCCUCAUGGCCGAGAUGGUUGCAGAACAGAACGAGAACAAUGACAAAGAUGAGGGACCGAAGGAGAGAGAGAAACGAGAUGCAGCGGCUCCAGAUGACCCCGGCAGUAACUUCAGCGACGACUUGGACACGGACGACUUGGCCAGUUUCCUCAACAACUGGGAGGACGGCUCCUCUGACGCGGGUCUCCGGUCUCCCGGCCGACCGUGCGCUCAGGAAAAGCUCAACACGAUCCUAGACAUUCCCGCAGGUGCGACCAAUGAACCUGACUCCGAACCCCCGCCUCCAGCCCCGCCUCCCAUGGACGUCGAAGCUGACUUCGCUGUUGAAACUCUGGAGAGGAUGGCCCAGUGGAGAGAGCAGUCCUGGCGAUCCCCGAGCCCUCCGCCUGCAGCUUUGCGACGACGACAAGCUCACAGGAAAGCCCGAGAAAAGAAGGGUCGUAAGUCACAGCGGCCGUCUAAGGCAGCCGAAGAGUCGACUCAAAGAAGCGCCUCCAACAAGGCCAUGGCUGUAGACGUCCCAAAACUGAAGAGUCAAUAUGGAGUUGAGGCCUGGAAGCGAUGGAUCCAAUGGAGGCAAACUCAACCCAACCUGGAGAAGCCACGCUUCGGUUCUCGGCCCAUGGAGUUGAAGGAGGAUGUCCUUCGCUGCACCACCGCCGAGCUGAGCUACGGCCUCUGCUGCUUCAUCGCUGAGGUGAAACGACCCAACGGAGAGCCGUACUCCCCCGACAGCCUGUUCUACCUCUGCCUCGGCAUUCAGCAGUACCUGUUUGAGAACGGUCGUGUGGAGAACAUAUUCAUGGAUCGGUUCUACAACAAGUUCUCCACUGAGUUCAAUAAUAUGCUGAGAGAUUUCAAACCCUCAAUCACAGCAAGUGGUUAUAUCCACUCCCGUGUGGAGGAGGAGUUUCUGUGGGACUGUAAACAGCUGGGGGCGUACUCUCCCAUCGUCCUCCUCAACACUCUGCUCUUCUUCUGCUGCAAGUACUUUGGCUUCACCACGGUGGAGCAGCACCGCCAGCUGUCCUUCGCCCACGUUAUGCGCUGCACCAAAACCACCCCGAACAACACCAAGACCACCUUCCUGCGCUUCUACCCGCCAAUAUCCAUAAACGAAGCAGAGACAGAUCCAGAGGUUCCUGUGAAGAAGCGUAAGGAGGAGAGUAAAGAGGAUAUUCUAGAGAUGAUGGAGAACACGGAGAACCCUCUCCGCUGUCCAGUCAGACUCUACGAGUUUUACCUCUCCAAGUGCUCGGAGUCGGUCAAGCAGCGCACCAACCUGUUCUACCUUCACCCCGAGCGCUGCUGCGUCCCCAACAGCCCCCUGUGGUUCUCCUUCACCCCUCUGGACGACAGCACCAUGGAGGGCAUGCUCGUCCGCAUCCUCACCGUCAGAGAACUUCAUCUCGGGAAGACGAAAGCUGAAGGGAUGGAGCAGAAGACAUCCGAGGAUCCACCAUUUAUACCACCCGAAGAGGAGGAAGAUGGGGAUUCAGAGUGAUGAAGUGCAGAAGUGACCUUUUUAUUGGCGUAGCAACUUGUGGUGUAAAUGUUUGUAGAUGAACGGAAAUGCUCAUUUAAACAUGGCCCAAUAAACAGAAAUGGACAGAGUAAUAUGCAGAAGUGCAAAGAAAAGUCCUACAGCAAUCAGACUGUUGACCAACUGCUCAGCAGGACACGUAUCUGUCCUUUUGUGUUUUGUCCGGUGAAUGGUUUUCUCAUGGAUAAUGCUACUUUUUUCCUUCCAUGUUGAUUCCUUCAGUUCUGUGUGUGAAUUGGACUUACUUUAUUAUUUUUUUGUCCUUGCUUAAAAGCGCUACAGUGAAAAACACUGACGAUUUCUGUCGUCAGUGAGUAAACGACCAGCAGACAAACUGAAACCAGCUUUCUGUGGUGUAAAUCCUCAACCGUCAGUGACAGAGCACACGUUUAUUUCCAGAUCUUUUUUUUUUUCUUGCAGUUUUUAUACCCUGAGGAAAGUUAUUCUCAGAAAUUAAGGAAAUACACUUAACUAAAAUUCCUGGAAUUCAAAGGAAAUCACAUUUGAUGAUGUGGAAAUGUGAGUCAUCACUGUUUUCCCUUUAUAGCUACUUGUAUAAAUUAUGUUCCAGAGGCUUCUUCAACUUGCCAUGGUAACUUGUAAAAUAAUUGAAUUUUCACUGAAGAUUUAAUUCAUCAAAUAAUCAGACUUCAGGUCUUGUCACUUGAUUGUGAGAUUACAGAGCGUCACAUGAGUUUUGUCAUUAACGUUGAAAGAAAAAGCUUUUCUAUAAUUCCUUUUGCCUCAUCAAUAGAAAUGGAUAGAGUGUGAGUGUCCAAAUGAUUGGAUUAAAAAUGUCUUUAUGGAUUUAAAUACUUUUAAGAAAAUAGUCACUUUUUAAAAAGACUGACAACUUUAUUGAUAUUUGGGGGGAAAACAACACAAUUUUGUUGAACACUGAAUUGAACAGAAUAAUUUGAGUGUUGUGAUAACUUCAUUUUGGACAUGCUGUUUCAUCCAAGCAUCCUCUGAGACAUUGACUUUUUUGCAUAACCAUGACCCUGGUGUAUAAAAACUAGCCUACAGACCCUUCCUGUAUAUCUUGGUUAUAUUAACUCCCAGUCCUCAGUAUGGCUGCCAAUGUUGAGUAUUUUCUAUUGUAUGUUGUUUUUGAAUAAAAACGUUGUUUUAUGAGAACAGUAACAUGGUUUGAGUUAUUG